GAUGAGUUCGACGACUUCGACCAGAUGGGCGACUUUGACGAGGACCUGUUUGAAGAGGGUGACGAAUAUGUGGAGAGGAGGUACAUGGAGGAGCAGGCAAGGCUGGAAGCGGAGGACGACGAAAGGGACUAUGACGGCCCAGUUGGAGAAGACCACCAGAAUGCAGCCGGCAGCAGCACCACAACUUCUCGAGACGCCUCUUGCCCGAUCUGCAGCAUAAGCUUGAGUGGUGUCAAUGAGUCCGACGCUGGAAUCCAUGUCAAUAAUUGUCUCGACGGCAAUCCCACACCUCUUCCUGUCAAGAAGGAAGUUCAAAAGUCCGAGCCCAAGAUCAAGUCCGAGCAUGUGUCUUCACCGCAUCAAUUCAAGCGGCCGGCUCGAGAACCAAGGGAGGGCCAAGCCAGUCCAUUCACACUGGGACAGCCAGCAUCUACCGGAGGCUCUGCUUUCAAGAAGCUCAUGUCUGGACAUGCCGAAGACGCUGCCUGGGCAGAAGCUGCAGCGGCGGAACAUGCUUCAAGAGGCAAGCCAUCAUACACACGCACAUGUCCAUUCUACAAGAUUUUACCCGGCCUCUUCAUCUGUGUUGAUGCCUUCAGAUAUGGCGCCGUGAAAGGCUGCCAGGCCUACUUUCUCAGUCACUUCCACAGCGAUCACUACAUCGGCUUGACCUCGACUUGGACGCACGGCCCGAUAUACUGCUCAAAGGUGACCGCCAAUCUGGUGAAACAGCAACUUCGUGUCGAUCCGAAGUAUGUCAUCGCACUAGACUGGGAGAAGCCGUGGGAGAUUCCAGGCACGAAAGGAGUUACAGUCACCAUGAUCUCCGCGAACCAUUGUCCGGGCAGCUCUCUCUAUCUCUUUGAGAAAACCAUAGGCAGGAAGACGAAUGGAGAGCCUCGCCAGCAACGCAUUUUGCAUUGUGGUGACUUCAGAGCAUGCAGAAUGCAUGUCGAGCACCCUCUUCUCAUGCCCGACAUCCGCGACAAGGUCACUGGAAAGACCAAGGAGCAGAAGAUUGAUGUCUGCUAUCUCGACACGACAUACCUCAACCCAAAGUAUGCAUUUCCCGAGCAAGAAGCCGUCAUCAAAGCCUGUGCAGAUAUGUGCGUCUGCUUGAGCAAAGACACACCUGAUGAAACUGACGGCUGGGAACAAAUGAAACGCCAGCGGGCAGGCGAAGGUAUGGUGAAGUUCGUCCGCAAAGAAUCCAACACUGCCAUCAAAGAAGAAGAGCCAGUCGAUCCAUCCUCCGUCGGCAACAUGAAAAAGACCCGCGGUCGCCUCCUCGUCGUCGUUGGAACAUAUUCCAUCGGCAAAGAGCGCAUCUGUCUUGGCAUCGCCCGCGCUCUGCAGGCGAAAAUCUACGCUCCACCCUCCAAACAACGCAUCGUCGCCGCGCUCGAAGACCCCGAACUCGACUCCCUGAUGACCUCAAAUCCUCGCGAGGCGCAAGUUCAUAUGACGCCUCUCUUCGAGAUCCGGGCCGAAACGCUGGAUGACUAUCUGAAAGACUUCUUUCCGCACUUCACCCGCGCCGUCGGCUUCCGUCCCAGCGGCUGGAAUUACCGCCCUCCCAACUCCCGUUUCGUCGAAAGUCCGUUGGUUCAAACGGUACUGCACUCCGACAAUUGGAAGAGCGGCUAUAGUAUGCGGGAACUGGUUCCGCAGCGAGGCAGCACCAGUCGAGCGAGCUGUUUUGGAGUGCCGUAUAGUGAGCACUCAAGUUUCCGAGAGUUGACGAUGUUUUGUUGUGCGUUGCGGAUCGAGAAGAUCAUCCCGACGGUCAAUGUGGGCAGUCAGAAGGGCAGAGAGAGGAUGAAGGGAUGGUGUGAAAGGUGGGCGGCGGAUCGGAAGAAGAAUGGAUUGUAUAAGUUG
Zymoseptoria tritici IPO323 is the source of this 1878-nucleotide messenger RNA. RefSeq lists its product as uncharacterized. Gene Ontology annotation, molecular function: damaged DNA binding; 5'-3' DNA exonuclease activity. The record is from RefSeq and is a predicted model, not a curated record. The transcript is spliced from 2 exons. Gene Ontology annotation, biological process: protection from non-homologous end joining at telomere; double-strand break repair via nonhomologous end joining; interstrand cross-link repair. The annotation marks the transcript as partial. NCBI's taxonomy places the organism in Eukaryota, Fungi, Ascomycota, Dothideomycetes, Mycosphaerellales, Mycosphaerellaceae.